Homarus americanus (American lobster) is the source of this 1161-nucleotide messenger RNA. Its product is annotated as tigger transposable element-derived protein 1-like. The record is from RefSeq and is a predicted model, not a curated record. Gene Ontology annotation, cellular component: nucleus. NCBI's taxonomy places the organism in Eukaryota, Metazoa, Arthropoda, Malacostraca, Decapoda, Nephropidae. Bases 1 to 1161 code for a protein of 386 amino acids. The transcript is spliced from 5 exons. Gene Ontology annotation, molecular function: DNA binding.
AUGGAGGAGUUAGAAAAAGGCAAGAGACAAGUGGAUCUGGCCAGACAAUAUGGAGUGAAUGAAUCGACGAUCCGCACUAUCAAGAAGGAUGCCGGCAAAAUAUAUGAACACAUGAACAUUACCACGUCUGUAGGUGCCUCGCUGGUGAAAUAUUGCCACAAUAAGGUGCUGCUGAAGACCGAGAGUUUGUUGGUAAGCUACAUUAUUCGUCAGUCAAGAAGGAACAUGGCGGUCGACAUUCGGGCACUGCAGGACUACGCCCGAGAAUUCUAUGCAGCACUAGCAAAAAAAAUGGGGGUUGCAGAGCCCAAGCCCAUCAGUGCUUCCGCUGGGUGGCUGCAAGGUUUUAAACGACGCAGCAAGAUCACGAAUAUUGAGAUCGUCGGAGAAGGAGCAAGUGCCGACCGGGCUGCCGCCAGGAAUUUUCCCCCAUUUUUACGGAAAAUUAUGGAGGAAGGACAGUACACCGACGACCAAGUGUUCAAUAUGGAUGAAUCAGGGUUGUACUGGAAGAAAUUGCCAUCCAAGACCUUCUUAGUCAUGUCUGCUAGCAAUGAGAGCGAGGAACACGAAAAAGAUUUGGCGGACCAUGAAAUGAGGGUCAAGCAGUUCUGGAAGCUGUUUAACGUGAAGAAGGCUGUUGAUUUCUUGUUGGAGGGUAUCCCAGGUGGGAGGCAGAGGCAAGCAGUGGCUGGCGAGGCUCAGUCUGUUGCUGUGGCAUUGGAGAAUGCAACAGGGGCUGCACAAAUAAUGCGCCAAGCCACCAUUGAUGAGCUUUCUGACAAUAUCAAAGUGCUCUUUCUACCUCCAAAUACAACAUCUCUCCUUCAACCAAUGGACCAAGGAGUAAUAGCAGCCUUCAAAGCGUAUUAUUUGAGGCAUACAUUUAAGAAACUCAUUGCAGCUACUGAGGAAGGAGAUGAUAAGGCCAGUGUUCCUCAGCAGCUACUGAGGAAGGAGAUAAGUGCUGAUGUUGAAGAACUGUUGGAGUCCCACUGUGAAGACCUCUCUACAGAAGAUCUACAACAACUUGUUGCUGCUGGGGAAAUAGAAGAUGCCGAAGAUGAAGAAGUGCAGGAUGCAAAACCACGAGAGCUUCCCACUUCUCUUUUGACUUCUAUCCUGAGGGAAGUGGAUAAGCAGUUGCAGCUCUUGGAAUGA